GAUAAUUUUUAUAUAUUUUCUUUAUAAACACUGUCUUUCUUUACACUCCACUUUACUCUACUAUUUUGGCAAAACAGCUGUGACUUGAGUUUUCUACCGCCAUAUGUGUGGUAUCUAUUCGGGUAUAUGUGUGCAUGUUUGCGUGAGUGAGUUAAUGUGGAUUUUGUUUAGCAAGCAGAGUUGUAUUUUUUGGCAGCUACGGUACGAAUGAAAAAAUCAAAAGCAAUCAAAAGAAAUUUUUGGAAGCGUUGUUUGCUGCUGGAGUGUAAAUUAAUCAAAAUUUUCCCAAUAAAAUUGUUUGAAGAUUUCCAAUGAACUUUUGACAGUGUUACAAUAACUUAUUAUUUACGGUUGGUUACUAUACAAACAAUUGAAACUGUAAUUUCUAUAUCGAUUUUCACGAGUCUUAAAAUACGUCGAAGUAGAAAGAGUAUAAACCGUGUCGUGUGUGAAAAGAAAAGACCCAAGAGUUGCUUGGUUUGGUGUGGUCUUAGAACGCUGGUCUUUAUAGUGAGUGUAGAACUGUACCACAAACCGCAAUAAAAUCCACUGUCUUGAAAAACAAGACAGUGGGCUGGUUUCAAGCCCUUUAAUCAUAUGGGAUGAAUAUUAUUGCAAGACUCUAGUUCUUCUAGUACCUGGCAGUAUUAACAGUGAAAAAAUCGUGAUUUACAAGGCGUUUGCGAAAAAUGUCUUCAGCUACUCAUGUUUGCCGUUUAUGCGCGAAUUUGAGCUACGAUGGCAGUUAUAUUUACAACAAUGAAGGACAGCCCUAUGAGUUGUACAACCUCAUCCGCAAUUGUUUGCCCACCAAGAUUAUAGAUCUCGAGAAAUUCAAGCAUAUCUCCAUUAUCUGUAAUGAAUGUUGGCAUUCUUUGGAGUAUAUACACAACUUUCAUCAAAAUAUAGAAAAGGCUCAGGAAAAGCUCUGCCAACAAUUUCCCGAUGCUGUUAAGAUGGUUAAAGAUUUUGUAAUCUUUGAGACCAUUGGCCAUAAUUUGAAUAUUAAGGUGGAGCAGGAGUUUAUUACUACAUCUCAGACUUGUGAGGGUGAAACCAGCAACAACAUUGCGGAGAUUUCCAACUCCAAUGAAUUGCUAGGAAUAGAAGAAAAAGAGUCUAAAGCUGCCCUAGAGUUUUUGGCAAUACAAAGCGAAGAUGUGGCUGAAACCAGUCCCAGACAUAUACUGAAGUUGUCAGCAUCAAAUCAAGGUUGCGAGGAUACUGAAGAUAAUGCAGUUGUUCCCGAGAGAAGUCCAACUCCCAAUGAACCUCAGCCCAGCUGCUCAUUUUAUGCAAAAUUCCCAACUGAAAAAGACUUAGCGGAUGACAACACCACUUCAAGUGAUGAUGAUAUACCCUUGGCAAAACGUUUUGCCAAAACUAAAUCCUUGACAUUAGAAGAUUCUGAUCCACAACCCCCAGAAGCUACCCAAAUUUCCUAUCCAAUGGAAACUGAUGUCACUAAGUUGUUCGAUUUCUAUUUUUCCCAAGUGAUGCCUGCAGUUAAAUGCGUAGUUUGCUUGGAAUUGUUUGAAACGUAUUCCUUGUAUCGCGAACAUUUCUACAAAGCCCAUCCCAAAAAACGCUUUCACAUUAUAUGUUGCUGUAAGAAAAUGGGUUCUGAUUACAUUAUCAAACGUCAUAUGCUGAACAAGCAUGAAAAUGUCCAAGCACCCCAAUGCCAGCAUUGCCAUUUGAAGUGUAUAACGAAAUCAAUUUUAAAAUCUCAUAUUACCAUACAUCAUGCCAAAAAAAAAAGAUUUUUUACCUGCACUGCAUGUACGCGCCAAUUUAAAACUCAGCAAUAUCUACGAUUGCAUAUAACGAGGGAUCAUACAUCCCAAAAUGUGAAGAUUUCAGCUGAGGAUAACCUCAAGAUGGGUAAGGCAUUGGUCGAAGAACUUAAACGUAAUGAUGCCGCAGUCCUAGAUGAACUAGUGGCCACUUGGCUACCCAGCAUACAGUGUGUUGUAUGCCCGGAAGUCUUGUCUAAAUAUUCCGUAUAUCGUGAACAUUUUCAAAAGACGCAUCCAUACAAGUAUUUUUAUCUCUCAUGCUGUGACACAAAGCUACAUAUAAAUAAAAAGGUGCUUGAUCAUAUGCUUUUUCACAAUAAUCCGGAGACUUUCAAGUGCAAGCCCUGCAACAGAUCUUUAACAAGCGAAGCCAAUUUGCGUGCUCAUAACCGAGACCACCACAUGACGACACAUGAUAAGAAAUAUUCAUGCCAACAAUGCGAUAUGGCCUUUACUACUCGUAGGGGACUUUCAUUUCAUUAUGCUCGAAAACAUAGCGUUCUUAGCAUGCCGGAAGAGGCUAUACAAGAAGAUGGCAGUUCUGUGUACAAUUGCAAGGAUUGUGAUUAUUCCACUCAGUCCUACAAUACAUUUGCCACCCAUCGUUGGUUUAAGCAUAAUCCUACUAGAACUUAUAACUGCCACGUUUGUGGUAAAAGUUUUAAAGUUGCCGCCAAAUUGCGUAAUCAUCUUAAUGCGCACGCCGGUAAUCGUAAUCAUUGUUCGAUUUGUGGCUCUUAUUUUAAGAAUUCCGAUGGGUUAAGGAGACAUCAACAAGUUUACCACCAUCAACAAGCCGUUGAGUCCAAUGCCAAAGUUCGACAUAGACAUGCGUGUUCUAUAUGUUCGGCCAAGUUUCCUCUGAGGCUAGCUUUAAAGUUCCAUAUGCAAACUGAACAUCCGGGUAAACAAAUUAAAAACAGUCGUAUCUCUUGUACGCUAUGUCCCUUAAAAUUUACAAAUCCCGCACAUUUUCGCUUACAUUUGCGUACGAAACAUGGAAAAACUUCUCUGGAAAUUAAGGAGGAGAUUGUUGAAGAGCAGGAUGUUGAAAUGUUGGAAGAAGAAUCUUGUGCUUUAGCUGGGGAUGACAUAAUGGAGCACGAAAACAGUUUGCUUGGUAUUAAUGAGGAUAUAGUUGAAGAGAAGGCUGAAGUUUCAAACGAAGAACUAUUGGAUGAAUCUAUGAAAUCAAAAAAAAAAGCAUUUGCCCAGAAUCAUUAAAGAAGUUUGGAAGAAGAACAACUCUUAGAUGAAUCUUACAUAUAUUAUGAAGCUGAUAUUUGUGCAUAUGUACUUAUUUAUCUUUUAUCCAUGUCUAACAAGUUUUUCAAAUACAUGCCACCUACUGAUUAAUUUUUAAAAUUUGCCGAGUUCUGAGGAUUUUACUCAACAUCGAACAAAAGGAAUCAUUUCUGGCUCUUCGCAAGUCUAUAUUUAUAGUCUUAUCUGCAAGGAAGAGAUAGUUAAAGAGGAGGGUGUUGAAAUGUUGGAAGAAGAAUCUAGUGCCUCAGCUGAGGAUGACAUAGAGGAACAUAUAAACACUUUGCUUGAUAUUAAGAAAGAUAUAGUUGAAAGGAAGGCUGGAGAUUCAAAGAAAGGAGAAGAACUAUUGAAUGAAGCUAUGAAAUCAUAAAGAAGCAUUUACUGAAGAAUCAUUACAAAAGAAUGCUGAAGUUUCAGAAGAAGAUGAAUCUAGUGCAUCAAAUAAAAGAAUUCAACACCACCCUAUAUUUUAAAGCUGACAUUUGCCGCAUUCUUAUUUAUAUUUUAUCCAUGUCUAACAAGUGUUUCAAAUACAUACGUACCACCUAUUGAUAAAUUUUUAAAAUUAAAUCUGAACAGAAAGUUAGGAAUUCCGUGGUACUUACAAAAUCCUUAAUUGUUUUCAAUGCCACUCCCCUAAGUUGGUUCAUGUCUGAUAUUGUGUCUCCACCUAAGUACGGGUAUCUAUUGGGCGCGAAAGCCGGACAAUGACAAAGGAAAUGCUCCAACGUCUCAUCAUCUUCCCCGCAUGCCCUACACUUGCUAUCACUUGCCGCACCGAUUUUCCCGUUAUGAUACCAAUAGCUAUACUGAUCUCCUUCUUGUUUCCUUUCAGUAAUAGCCUCGUCUUCUCACGAUCUAGAUUCGCCGUCUUACCGACCGUUUCGCUGUUCCACAAUAUUGAAUGCGCAUUCGUCGCCCACUUUCUUAACUCGGACUCCGUCGAGCCGAAAGGCUUCGGGUUAACAAGAAUCGAUAUUUACCACCCACUUAUUUGUUUUACAAUAUUUUCCAAAUCGUUAUUUAUCGUCUCGCAAUUAAAAUAAGAAAUCUGUUAUAAAAUUCUUAUCUUAUACAUAUUC
This is a messenger RNA of Stomoxys calcitrans (stable fly), 4147 nucleotides long. Its product is annotated as zinc finger and SCAN domain-containing protein 12. Gene Ontology annotation, cellular component: nucleus; chromosome. The transcript is spliced from 4 exons. Bases 690 to 3023 code for a protein of 777 amino acids. The record is from RefSeq and is a predicted model, not a curated record. Gene Ontology annotation, biological process: regulation of transcription by RNA polymerase II. Lineage: Eukaryota; Metazoa; Arthropoda; Insecta; Diptera; Muscidae. Gene Ontology annotation, molecular function: chromatin insulator sequence binding; zinc ion binding; RNA polymerase II transcription regulatory region sequence-specific DNA binding.